Molecule: messenger RNA, 777 nt
Organism: Arabidopsis arenosa
Lineage: Eukaryota; Viridiplantae; Streptophyta; Magnoliopsida; Brassicales; Brassicaceae
Source: the annotation of a GenBank genome assembly
AUUGAUCAGAUUCUUGAAUUUAUUUGAUUUUUAUUGUUGUUGAAAAGUGGAUUCUUUGGUUUCGAUUUGAAAUAGUUUUUGUGGAAUAAAAUGGAUUCUGAUUCUUGGAGUGAUCGUCUUGCAUCGGCUUCAAGGAGAUAUCAGCUCGAUUUCUUGUCUCGAUCUGACAAUUUCUUGGGGUUUGAGGAGAUAGAAGGAGAAGAUGACUUCAGAGAGGAGUAUGCUUGUCCGUUCUGCUCGGACUAUUUUGAUAUCGUGUCUCUAUGCUGCCACAUUGACGAAGAUCAUCCUGCGGACGCAAAAAAUGGGGUGUGUCCCGUUUGUGCGGUGAAAAGUCUAUUUGAAGGAACAUCGCGUGCUGUAUCCUCUUCUUCUGCCAGUAUAGCUGCUGAUCCGUUGCUGUCUUCGUUCAUUUCACCAAUGACUGAUGACUUUUUCAUUUCUGAGUCAAGUUUAUGUGCAGAAACAAGUUCUGCCAAGAAAACAUCGAAUCAGAGUUUGCCUGAAAGGAAUGUUGAAAAGCUGUCUCUUUCAGCAGAGGAUCACAGAGAAAAGUUGAAACAGAGCGAGUUUGUUCAAGGGAUUUUGAGCUCUAUGAUUCUUGAAGUCGGCUUAUAAAGGAUAAAUAAUCCAGUAACUUCUCUACGAUUAGAUCAUUCAAGGAUUGGAAAAUGUAACGGCUUUGUUGUGUUAUCACAACAAGUGAAUUGGGAAAGGGUUUGGGAAUAAGCAGAAUAAUGUAAAAGAGAGACAUGAUAAUGAAUAUUAUUAACUUAU